UUAGACUUAAUGUCGAUUUGAUAAAUCCAUAAUUCAACCGGUUUUUAUUGAUUCGUUUUUACUGGUUGUACCGUUUUUGUGUCCUACCAUACAGAUUUUAUAUUACUUGCAAAAGGUCAAUUUCACUACAGACUUUGGUGACCAAGUAUCAUUUGAUGAGAAUGGGGAUGCUUUACCAAUCUAUGAUGUGUUGAACUGGAGGUGGCCCCCAGAUGGAAGAGCAGAGGUUAAAAAUGUGGGAGAUGUCAAAGAAAUGGCCUCAAAAAUCGUUCAUCUUAUCCUUGAUGAAGACAAAAUCUUUUGGAAUUUCGAACCAAAAAAGCCACCCAAGUCAGUGUGCAGUGAAAGCUGUCCCCCUGGCACCCGCAUGGCCCGAAAGAAAGGUGAACCUGUCUGCUGCUUCGACUGCAUCCCUUGUUCAGAAGGAGAAAUUAGCAAUGAAACUGGUUUGUUUUAAAUAAAUAUAUUCAUACAAUGCACGUCUCUAGUCAAAAUAAAUGACCAAAGCCAAUAAUUACUUGUUGUUCUGAAUACAUUCCUGUUUGUUAGAUUCAACCGAAUGUACCAGCUGUCCAGGGAAUUUUUGGUCCAACCUCCAACGUAAUCACUGCGUCCCGAAAAGUAUGGAAUUCCUUUCCUAUGUGGAACCCCUGGGAAUCUCCUUGACCACUGCCUCAUUAUUUGGUGCACUUUUAUGCACCAUUGUUUUGGGAAUCUUCACCCAUCAUCGUACCACGCCAGUGGUUAGGGCCAACAACUCAGAGCUUAGCUUCCUCAUUCUGCUGUCACUCAAACUAUGCUUCUUGUGCUCCUUGUUUUUCAUUGGUCAACCAAGGCUCUGGACUUGUCAAUUGAGGCAUGCAGCCUUUGGGAUCAGCUUUGUUCUGUGUGUCUCAUGUAUCCUGGUGAAGACCAUGGUCGUUCUGGCAGUAUUUAAGGCCUCCAAACCAGGUGGUGGCGGUAGUCUGAAGUGGUUUGGGGUAAUGCAACAGAGAGGGACUGUUGUAUUUCUGACUUUAAUACAAGCAGCAGUUUGUACAACAUGGCUUGUGUCUUCCUCACCAGCCCCUCAUGAAAACAAAGGUUACUACAAUGAAGUGGUUGAGUGUGUAGUGGGGUCCACAGUAGGAUUUGGAGUAUUACUGGGCUAUAUUGGCUUACUGGCUGUUCUCAGUUUCUUGCUUGCAUUCUUGGCACGAAAUCUACCAGAUAACUUCAAUGAAGCCAAGUUUAUCACCUUCAGCACGCUGGUCUUCUGUGCUGUUUGGAUAGCCUUUAUCCCCGCUUAUAUCAACUCCCCUGGAAAAUAUGCCGAUGCUGUGGAGGUAUUUGCCAUUCUAUCUUCUAGUUUUGGCCUGUUACUUGCCUUAUUUGGACCAAAGUGUUAUAUAAUUCUCCUUAAGCCUGAGAAAAACACAAAAAAGGCUUUAAUGGGACGAGUCACACCAAGAUCAUAGAAAAAGUGCAAUUAAUUGUUGUCCUUUGUUGUUUUUUGAUUAAUUGAUUUAGUCAGUGAGUUUGUCAAUCAUUUAUCCAUGAACUGCAUUCUAUGAUUAGUUAAUUAAAGAGCUUUGCCAUUUAAAGUGUAAUUCAGUUAUACAUCUAUAAUGCUUAGUUUGAAUAACAUAUAUUAAAACAGAAUAAAUCUUGCAUUCAAUAUUAUGACAACACUUUAUUUUUUACCAAACUGUGCAAGCCUAAUUUGACUCAUUUUUCUUUAGAGACAGGUUUGAGCUCCAGUAUACAACCCCCAAGUUCCAUCCACUUCUCGCUUCCAGUCCAAUGCAUAUACACUUAGAACACAAUGCAUUCAAUGAAAAUGUAACCCAUUCCUGGGCUCAUAUCAUAUCUUAAACAGCCAAAGAUAUAUGU
This is a messenger RNA of Gadus macrocephalus (Pacific cod), 1872 nucleotides long. Its product is annotated as extracellular calcium-sensing receptor-like. Gene Ontology annotation, molecular function: G protein-coupled receptor activity. The record is from RefSeq and is a predicted model, not a curated record. Gene Ontology annotation, cellular component: membrane. NCBI's taxonomy places the organism in Eukaryota, Metazoa, Chordata, Actinopteri, Gadiformes, Gadidae. Gene Ontology annotation, biological process: G protein-coupled receptor signaling pathway.